Populus nigra (black poplar) is the source of this 1020-nucleotide messenger RNA. RefSeq lists its product as uncharacterized. The record is from RefSeq and is a predicted model, not a curated record. NCBI's taxonomy places the organism in Eukaryota, Viridiplantae, Streptophyta, Magnoliopsida, Malpighiales, Salicaceae.
AUGAAGAUCUUAAGUAGCAGUUCUAUUUUCAUCAUUCUGUUAAUCUUUGUUUCAGGAUUCAUACAAGCAAAAGCAAGAGUACCAUUAUUCUACUGUGGCACCCCAGGAAUCCGAUGCUAUAACCAGUAUAUACUUUGCCCCUUUGAAUGCCCAAGCAAUUACUCACAUAACACCAAGGAAAAAGUUUGCUAUGCUGACUGCAACUCUCCACAUUGCAAGGCCCAGUGCAAGCUUAAGAAACCUAACUGUGAAGCCCCGGGAUCAGCAUGCUACGAUCCCUGUUUCAUUGGUGGUGAUGGAAUUGUCUUCUAUUUCCAUGGAAAGAGCAAUGAGCAAUUCAGCCUAGUAUAUGAUUUUGAUCUUCAAAUCAACAGCCGCUUCAUUGGUCACAGGCCAGCUGGCCGACCGCGGGAUUUCACUUGGAUUCAAGCCCUGGGAAUCCUUUAUAACUCUCAAACCUUCUCUCUUGAGGCCACUAAGGCAGCAACUUGGGACAGUGAAGCUGACCAUUUAAAGCUCACCUACAAUGGACAAGAUUUAGUCAUACCUGAAGGCUCCUUCUCCACUUGGUACUCCCCAGAGAAGGACUUGGAAGUGGAGAGAGUAUCUAGCAAGAACAGUGCCAUAAUCACCUUGGAGGACAGAGCAAAUAUUUUGGUAAAUGUGGUUCCAGUGACUGAAGAAGAUGAUAAAAUCCACAAGUAUCAAGUGCCUGCUAAUGACUGCUUUGUCCACUUGGAGGAAUUUAAGUUCUUUCACCUAUCCUCAACAGUUGAUUGAGUACUUGGCAGGACUUACAGGCCUGAUUUUGAGAACCCCGCAAAGCCUGGUGUCGCAAUGCCAGUUUUGGGAGGUGAAGACAAGUACAGAACCACAUCCCUUUUCUCUGCUGAUUGCACCUCCUGUAUAUUCUCUCCAGAAAGUGGUUCAAACCAAGAGACCUCCUCUGUCAUGCAGUAUGGCACUCUAGACUGCACAAAGGGGGCUUCUGCAGGAUAUGACAUUGUUUGCGGGAAGUAA